AUGAUCCUUUUCUCAACGAACAACUACGUCGAUCCUCAUUCUGCCAAUCUUUGGUUUUUCCUGUACCGUUUUAAAAGGUCCAGGUUUCAUAAAAAAAUAUUGGAUCUAGCUGUUCAUCUUCAGGCUUCAUGUAGUUUUCCAUAUAGACUUGUAAGAAUGUACGUUUUUUCAAUUGAAUAUCUGGCUCUUCUUUUAAAUAACGGCGACCAUCUCUCUUUCUCCAAUUGUAACCAGAGUCGUGGAGUAUCUUUCUUCAGGUUUCUUCUCCAUCUUCGAAAUUUAUUUCAGGAUCACUAUGCAAACAGACGUAUUCAGCCAUUAAUCAUACGGUGUACAUCGAUUCUGAGAGGUGCUGCACGUUUCCGUACUUUUCCAGGUGUUUCUGAAACCCCUUCUUCAACUAAAUUGUAA
Molecule: messenger RNA, 411 nt
Organism: Cotesia congregata
Lineage: Eukaryota; Metazoa; Arthropoda; Insecta; Hymenoptera; Braconidae
Source: the annotation of a GenBank genome assembly